Molecule: messenger RNA, 693 nt
Organism: Entrophospora sp. SA101
Lineage: Eukaryota; Fungi; Glomeromycota; Glomeromycetes; Entrophosporales; Entrophosporaceae
Source: the annotation of a GenBank genome assembly
AUGUCACCUACAAAUUUUAUUUUUUCCACAGAUUACAUUUCACCAGAAGUACAAGCAGCGUUACCAAAAGGAUACACUAUUCGUCCUUUAGCUAGUGAUGACUAUGAAAGAGGAUUCCUUGAGGUGUUGAAAGUUCUCACAACUGUUGGUGACAUUUCAAAAGAUCAAUUCCUUGAACGAUUUUAUUUUUUGAAAACGCACAAUUAUGAAUACUUUACACUUGUCAUUGUUUCACCCGAAGAUCGAAUUGUUGGAGCUGGAACAAUAUUUGUAGAACGUAAAUUUAUUCGUAACACAGGAUUGGUCGGACAUAUUGAAGACAUUGCAGUUGAUAAGAAUCAACAGGGGAAAAAACUUGGAUUAAGAAUAAUUCAAGCUCUUAAAUAUAUUGGAGCAAAGGCAGGAUGUUAUAAAGUGAUAUUGGAUUGUUCUGAAAAGGUUGUAAGGUGGGCAGCAUUGGUAUUUGGAAUAACUUAUGGAUUUGUGCAUCAUAGAUCAUUAGCACAUGCCGAAGCUAAGAAUAAAGCAAUAGCGAAUUAUAAACAUAAAGAAGAAUUGAUUUCUAAAGCAAAAGCUGCAUACGCUGCUAAGCUUGCAGAAAAAAGUUCAAAAGAAGUUAUAACGAAUCCAGAUGAUCCCAACUUUGAUUUAGAAAAACUUUUGGUUCAUUAUGGAAGCAAAGAAAACCAUUAA